ACUAAAAAGAAACAAAGCUCUAUGAAGCUCACAAAUCCCCUUGUGUACCUUUUAAUAAAAUCCUCAGGGCAGUGUUGGAGCAGCCUACCUGUUGAUCCACCUUCCUGACUCUUCCUAACCUAAAGCCUGGAGUAUAAAAAGUGGCUUAAAUACCACAGCAUAUUUGAAAUCAAGCUGUCCUUCUGUGGAAUACCCAUGGCCUGAGGAAAAUGCCACAGGGCUGUCUUCUCUUCUCACCAGGAGGAAGGGAUUCUCACCAUGGCCAUAACACAGUUUCGGCUCUUUAAAAUCUGUACUUGCCUGGCAGCAGUGCUUUCUUUCAUUAAAAAGCUAAUAUGCAGGUCUGGCAGAGGGCGAAAGUUAAGUGGAGACCAAAUAACCUUGCCAACCACAGUGGAUUAUUCAUCUGUUCCCAAACAGCCAGAAGUAGAAGACUGGUCUUCAUGGGAUGAAGAUGCACCUACGAGUGUGAAAAUUGAGGGUGGGAAUGGUAAUGUGGCUGCUCAACAAAAUGCUUUGGAACAAAUGGAACCUGAUUAUUUCAAAGACAUGACACCAACUAUAAGAAAAACUCAAAAAAUAGUUAUUAAAAAACGAGAGCCUUUAAAUUUUGGGAUCCCAGAGGGAAACACAGGAUUCUCUAGCAGAUUAGCAGCUACACAAGAUAUUCCUUUUAUUCACCAGUCUCCUGAAUUAGGAGACCUGGAUACCUGGCAAGAAAAUACUAAUGCUUGGGAAGAAGAGGAAGAUGCUGCCUGGCAGGCAGAAGAAGUUCUUAGGCAGCAGAAGAUGGCAGAAAGGGAAAAGAGAGCAGCAGAACAACAACGAAAGAAAAUGGAGAAAGAGGCACAAAGGCUAAUGAAAAAAGAACAAAACAAAAUUGGUGUUAAACUUUCCUAACAGAAAUCAGGCAUCAAUGGCAGUGCCAGUGAAAAAGAAUUCCAGCUCUACACAAAUGCAUUAUUGGUAUUGAUUUAAGUAUUUCUAGGACUUGGACGCACUGCUUGGUUUUAAUGCAUUCUUCAGGUCAUCUUGGAAGCCAGAAUUCUCCUAAAAUACCUUGAACUAGUGGACAGAUCUUUAAUGGGGCAGGGGGGGACCACAUGCAAAAUCAUGCCUUGAUGGAAUGGUGUUUCCUGCAAUAGCUCUAUUCCGGCAUCCUUCUCUGCAAGGAAAGUGAUUGAACAAGAAUGUUGAUUGAGAGACGCUCUUAAUGAACAGCUCAAGCUUAGGAAAAGGAGUGUAAAUAUUCAGUGGUGGGGAAUCUAUUGUAUUGUCUGUGCUUACCCGAAAUAUGUAAUUAAAGAGUUUUAAAGAA
Messenger RNA from Tinamus guttatus (white-throated tinamou), 1318 nucleotides. It is a transcript of the gene EBAG9, whose product is annotated as estrogen receptor binding site associated antigen 9. Gene Ontology annotation, cellular component: secretory granule. The record is from RefSeq and is a predicted model, not a curated record. Lineage: Eukaryota; Metazoa; Chordata; Aves; Tinamiformes; Tinamidae.